AUGUAUUUAGCAUUUUUUUUAGAAAUCAUUAUAUGUGCAGAAAAUACUGAAGAUAUAUUAAACUCAGCAUAUUUUAAGAACUUUGAAAAAUUCGUCAAUGGUAAUCAUUGUUUUUUAAGAAGGCAGUCUAUUUUAAAAUAUUUGCGUUUUGUUCCAUUUGCAGAAGAGAAAACAGAAUUAUUAUUUGAUAUAUGUAGAAAAACAUACAAAAUUCUUAAAUUUAAAAAGUACAAUUUAAUCAAAUCGAUAUUAAUACGUACGCAUGUUUUGCUAUAUCUUUGCAAUAAUUUAAAUUUAAAAUCAUUAUUGAUUGCUACAUUUAUGUCAAGACUAAAUAAUUUAUGCUUAUUAAAUUAUGAUGGACAUAGGACGACGUUGAAAUCUCAUUGUACACUAAAAUUCCAAAUUGUUACGUAUAUCAACGAAGGUAGUAUAGAUAUGAAUUAUAUGAGAAAAGUUGAACAAUUAACUGAAGCUAAUAUUGAAGAGUUGUUAGAAUCUGUAAAAUCUUUGCCGUUUAUUUUAAAUAUUAAUCUUAUUUACGAAUUAGCUCGUAUUACUAACUUAGCUGAAAAAGCUCUUGAAACAUAUUCUACACCUCAACAAGCUGCUAUUUAUGGAAAUUUUUUAAAUCCAAAAUUUAUUGAAAAUGUGUUUGAAGUUAAACAUACAGCUACGCAUUUUUUUUUAUUAUUUGAUAAAAAGGAUAAAAAAUUAGAUAGGAUAAACUUUAAUUGUUUUGGGGAAGCGUUAGAUAUUAAUUUUCUUAACGAUUGUAUUAAAUAUGACUCUUUUAGAGAUGGUCCUGAUUAUAGUCCUUUUAUAAAUUUAUCUAAAGAUUUUGACAUUUUUUGUAACGAAACAAUAACCUUAAGCUUUGAUUUUGCAGAUAUAUUCUUAGGACUAAUACAAUGCUAUUCAAAACAUUUAAAACGCAAUAUAUUAUUGAGUGUUGAAAAACAUGCUAACGAUCAAGUAAGUUUACAGUUUAUUAUUUGUAAUGAAAUGGAAUAUGCUAAAAAAAUGAAAGAAUAUUAUGCAAGGGCUUAUAAAAGUGCACCAGACAUUAGUUCUGAAAUAGAAAAUCUUAUAAAAAUCGAUAAAGUACAUGAAUUUACGACAUUAACAGAUCUACAUACAUAUUCGUUUAGACCUAAUGGAACUGAAGGGAUUGAUGGUUGGUUUUAUUGGUUAGAUUGUGGACAUUUUUUAGGAUUUGAAUUAAUUGAUGAUUUUUUAACCAAAUUGGACCAUAAUUGUCACUUAUGUAGGAGGUUAGUGGGUAUUAAAAUAUGUUUUCAACACAAAGCAUAUAAAGUUAAAUAA
Molecule: messenger RNA, 1326 nt
Organism: Vairimorpha ceranae
Lineage: Eukaryota; Fungi; Microsporidia; Nosematidae
Exons: 1
Coding region: 1-1326 (441 amino acids)
Source: RefSeq, a predicted model, not a curated record